Messenger RNA from Mercurialis annua (annual mercury), 375 nucleotides. RefSeq lists its product as uncharacterized. The transcript has a single exon. The coding region runs from base 1 to 375 and encodes 124 amino acids. The record is from RefSeq and is a predicted model, not a curated record. Lineage: Eukaryota; Viridiplantae; Streptophyta; Magnoliopsida; Malpighiales; Euphorbiaceae.
AUGGGUAGGCAAACCUGUGAUCCGACCGUCAUUCAUUCCUCCAUUGCGCUUUUACAGGAGAGGUUUCGACAGUUGGAGAGAGCAAAGGAGAUGCGGCAGCAGAGGGAGCUUUUGCGAUUGUUCGCUGAAGCUGAGCAAGUCAAACCCGUCAAAGGUUACGAGCAAUCUCGGACCUUUUUUCAGUCUGAACUCGUCCUUCCGCCCGGGAAACCUCUCCAUGACAAUCUUUACAUCAGGCCAUACAUGCAGAACAAGUAUGCAGAAUUCCAGAUCAAUGAAACUCCAAAUUUGGUUAGCUUAUGCCCCAAAAAUACUGUCAUGCACAUUACAAAUAACUUUGAUGAAUCAGAUGUUGAUACCUCACUUCAUCUCUGA